GGCCACCUGGUGUCAAUUAAACCCCAGCCACUCGGCCGCACCACGCCAGGCGGCUGAUUAGUGCCGCUGGCCUCUCCAGAUGGGGAGCACCGCCUGAGAGGGGGCGACUGCCACCACGCCGGGGGGAGGCCUCUCCGGAGCCGCACAGGUCUGACGGGCUGGCGAUGCCCAGAGAAUAGUGUACAGGAGCUUGCGUCAUCUCGAGACACAUCUAGACACAUCCACCAGACACUUCUCCACCCCAGUCGGCCUGACCUGUUGCUUAGGGACACGUCCCACUGCUUCUCCUGACGUCUGCCUGAUCGACCAUCACUUCCUAGAGAGAACAAGGAGGAAGGCAGACGCAUGAAAUCAUGCCACCAAUGGCCGGAUGGCAGUGAGUGGGUGACGCCGAGUUGACGUCAAAGACGGAGAAGACGAACCCAAGAACAGCUCGCUCUUGAGACUCCCCGAGGCCCCAGCCCCCAGCUCUUCCUCUCAGCUCGGCGUGAAGCCUGGCUCCUCCUGGUGAAAUCAGCUUGGCCUGACAUAUUUUAAGUCUUCGGACCCCUGGACACUAGACACCAUGGAGAAUCAGGUGUUCAAUGUUCAGCAGAUCCAACCCAACGUCAUUUCUGUCCGCCUCUUCAAGCGCAAGGUUGGGGGCCUGGGCUUCCUGGUGAAGGAGCGGGUGAGCAAGCCACCCGUGAUCAUCUCCGACCUGAUCCGAGGGGGUGCCGCGGAGCAGAGCGGCCUCAUCCAGGCCGGCGACAUCAUCCUCGCGGUCAACGGCCAGCCCUUGGUGGACCUGAGCUAUGACAGUGCCCUGGAGGUGCUCAGGGGCAUUGCCUCUGAGACCCACGUGGUCCUCAUUCUGAGGGGCCCUGAGGGCUUCACCACUCACCUGGAGACCACCUUCACUGGGGAUGGGACCCCCAAGACCAUCCGGGUGACACGGCCCCUGGGUCCCCCCACCGCAGCUGUCGAUCUGUCUCACCAGUCAUCGGCCAGCAAAGAGCACACACCGCCAGUGGACGGGACCCUGGGGCCUGGCAAUGGGCCCCAGCAUGCCCAAGACAGUGGGCAGGGAGCCAGUGCACUCUCGAAUACCAACAGCCUGGCUCGCAGACCCCCUGGCCAGGACCCUACCAAGAAAAGCACCGGGGUGGCUCUCCAGGACAGCCAGAACAGUGAAUUGCUCAAAGAGAUAGAGCCUGUGCUGAGUCUUCUCACCAGUGGGAGCAAAGGGAUCAAUGGAGGGGGACCUUCCAAGGCAGAGACAAAGGAUGCAGAAGUCCAGGUAGACAGAGGUGUGGACGGCAAGUCACACAAACCACUGCCCCUCAGCGUGGAGAAUGACCGAGUCUUCAGUGACCUGUGGGGGAAGAGCAAUGUGCCCGUCAUCCUCAACAACCCGUAUUCAGAGAAGGAGCAGCCCCCUGCCUCGGGAAAACAGUCUCCCACAAAGAAUGGCAGCCCCUCCAAGUGCCCCCGCUUCCUCAAGGUCAAGAACUGGGAGACCGACGUGGUCCUCACUGACACCCUUCACCUUAAGAGCACCCUGGAAACAGGAUGCACUGAGCACGUCUGUAUGAGCUCCAUUAUGCUCCCAUCUCAGCAAAUACGAAGGCCUGAAGAUGUCCGCACAAAAGAACAGCUCUUCCCUCUCGCCAAAGAGUUCAUUGAUCAGUACUACUCAUCAAUUAAAAGAUUUGGCUCCAAAGCCCACACAGAGAGGCUGGAAGAGGUGAACAAAGAGAUCGAAACCAACGGCACCUACCAGCUCAAAGACACGGAGCUCAUCUACGGGGCGAAGCACGCCUGGCGGAAUGCAUCCCGCUGCGUUGGCAGGAUCCAGUGGUCCAAGCUGCAGGUGUUCGAUGCCCGCGACUGCACCACGGCUCACGGGAUGUUCAACUACAUCUGCAACCACAUCAAGUAUGCCACCAACAAAGGGAACCUCAGGUCAGCCAUCACCAUAUUUCCACAGAGGACUGACGGCAAGCACGAUUUCCGAGUCUGGAACUCUCAGCUCAUCCGCUACGCCGGCUACAAGCAGCCCGACGGCACCAUCCUCGGGGACCCAGCCAACGUGGAAUUCACAGAGAUCUGCAUGAAGCAGGGCUGGAAACCCCCAAGGGGCCGCUUCGAUGUCCUACCACUCCUGCUCCAGGCUAACGGCAACGACCCUGAGCUCUUCCAGAUCCCUCCAGAGCUGGUGUUGGAAGUGCCCAUCAGGCACCCCAAGUUUGAGUGGUUUAAGGAUCUGGGCCUGAAGUGGUACGGCCUCCCUGCUGUGUCCAACAUGCUGCUGGAGAUUGGCGGCCUGGAGUUCAGCGCCUGCCCCUUCAGCGGCUGGUACAUGGGCACGGAGAUCGGCGUCCGUGACUACUGUGACAACUCUCGAUACAACAUCCUGGAGGAAGUGGCCAAGAAGAUGAACUUGGACAUGAGGAAGACGUCCUCCCUGUGGAAGGACCAGGCGCUGGUGGAAAUCAACAUUGCUGUUCUCUACAGCUUCCAGAGUGACAAAGUGACCAUCGUUGACCACCACUCUGCCACCGAGUCCUUCAUUAAGCACAUGGAGAAUGAAUACCGCUGCCGGGGGGGCUGCCCCGCAGAUUGGGUGUGGAUUGUGCCCCCCAUGUCUGGCAGCAUCACCCCGGUCUUCCACCAGGAGAUGCUCAACUACCGGCUCACCCCCUCCUUCGAAUACCAGCCUGAGCCUUGGAACACCCACGUCUGGAAGGGUACCAAUGGGACCCCCACAAAGCGGCGAGCCAUCGGCUUCAAGAAGCUGGCAGAAGCUGUCAAGUUCUCGGCCAAGCUCAUGGGGCAGGCAAUGGCCAAGAGGGUCAAGGCAACCAUCCUUUAUGCUACAGAGACAGGCAAGUCGCAGGCCUAUGCUAAAACCUUGUGCGAGAUCUUCAAACACGCCUUCGAUGCCAAGGUGAUGUCCAUGGAAGAAUAUGACAUUGUACAUCUGGAACAUGAAACUCUGGUCCUGGUGGUUACCAGCACUUUUGGCAAUGGAGACCCCCCUGAGAAUGGGGAGAAAUUCGGCUGUGCUUUGAUGGAAAUGAGGCACCCCAACUCUAUGCACGAAGAAAGGAAGUACCCGGAACGCUUGCGUUUCUUUCCCCGUAAAGGGCCUCCCCUCCCCCAAGGUGACCCAGGAGUCCGCCGUCUGGCUGCAGCCCGUGACAGCCAGCAGAGGAGCUACAAGGUCCGAUUCAAUAGCGUUUCCUCAUAUUCUGACUCCCAUAAAUCAUCGGGCGAUGGGCCAGACCUCAGAGACAACUUUGAGAGUGCCGGACCCCUGGCAAACGUGAGGUUCUCUGUCUUUGGCCUUGGCUCCCGGGCUUACCCUCAUUUCUGCGCCUUUGGACAUGCUGUGGACACCCUCUUGGAGGAGCUGGGAGGAGAGAGGAUCCUGAAGAUGAGGGAAGGGGAUGAGCUCUGUGGGCAAGAAGAGGCUUUCAGGACCUGGGCCAAGAAGGUCUUUAAGGCAGCCUGCGAUGUGUUCUGCGUGGGAGAUGAUGUCAACAUCGAGAAGGCCAACAACUCCCUCAUCAGCAAUGACCGCAGCUGGAAAAGGAACAAGUUCCGUCUCACCUACAUGGCCGAAGCUCCAGAGCUUACGCAAGGUCUCUCCAAUGUCCACAAAAAGCGGGUCUCAGCUGCUCGACUCCUCAGCCGUCAAAACCUUCAGAGCCCUAAAUCCAGCCGAUCAACCAUCUUCGUGCGUCUGCACACCAACGGGAAUCAGGAGCUGCAAUACCAGCCUGGGGACCACUUGGGUGUCUUCCCUGGCAACCGCGAGGACCUCGUGAACGCCCUGAUCGAGCGGCUGGAGGACGCACCUCCGGUCAACCAGCUGGUGAAGGUGGAGCUGCUAGAGGAGCGAAACACGGCUUUGGGAGUCAUCAGUAACUGGACAGAUGAGCACCGCCUCCCGCCCUGCACCAUCUUCCAGGCCUUCAAGUACUACCUGGACAUCACCACGCCGCCAACGCCACUGCAGCUGCAGCAGUUUGCCUCUCUGGCCACCAGCGAGAAAGAGAAGCAGCGUCUGCUGGUCCUCAGCAAGGGUUUGCAGGAGUACGAAGAAUGGAAGUGGGGCAAGAACCCCACCAUCGUGGAGGUGCUGGAGGAGUUCCCAUCCAUCCAGAUGCCCUCUACCCUGCUCCUGACCCAGCUGUCCCUGCUGCAGCCCCGUUACUACUCCAUCAGCUCCUCCCCAGACAUGUACCCCGACGAGGUGCACCUCACCGUGGCCGUUGUCUCCUACCGCACCCGAGAUGGAGAAGGACCAAUUCACCACGGUGUGUGCUCCUCCUGGCUUAACCAGAUACAGGCUGACGAAGUGGUCCCGUGUUUCGUGAGAGGAGCACCCAGCUUCCACCUGCCCCGAAACCCCCAAGUGCCCUGCAUCCUCGUUGGCCCAGGCACCGGCAUCGCCCCUUUCCGAAGUUUCUGGCAGCAACGGCAAUUUGACAUCCAACACAAAGGAAUGAGUCCCUGCCCCAUGGUCCUGGUGUUCGGGUGCCGGCAAUCCAAGAUAGACCACAUCUACAGGGAGGAGACUCUACAAGCCAAGAACAAGGGGGUCUUCAGAGAACUGUACACGGCCUACUCCCGGGAGCCAGACAAACCAAAGAAGUACGUGCAGGACAUCCUGCAAGAGCAUUUGGCAGAAUCAGUGUACCGAGCCCUGAAGGAGCAAGGGGGCCACAUCUAUGUCUGUGGGGACGUCACCAUGGCUGCCGAUGUCCUCAAAGCCAUCCAGCGCAUCAUGACCCAGCAGGGGAAACUCUCAGCGGAGGAUGCAGGCGUGUUCAUCAGCAGGCUGAGGGAUGACAACCGGUACCAUGAGGAUAUUUUCGGGGUCACCCUGCGAACGUAUGAAGUGACCAACCGCCUUAGAUCUGAAUCCAUUGCCUUCAUUGAGGAGAGCAAAAAAGACACCGAUGAGGUUUUCAGCUCCUAACUGAAUCCUCUUGCCCAGACGGAUGGCAGGGGGGCCAUCCCAUGUGCCCCGGUGGGGCAGCUGCAGGUUUUAUAAGCGUGGACACUGCUGAACCUUCCCUCCGGGACCCCGCGUGGCCCCCGCUGUCCCUCUCGUCCUGUCGCUGUGGUUUUUCCUCUUCUGGGUCCUCGCCCCUCGGUGGUUUCCUUGGCCCUCUUGGGUUUUCUCCUUGAGUUGUCCUGCUGCAAUGCAAUGCCUUUAUAAUCCACAGUGGCUCUUACAGAACUGUUUCCCCCUCUCUCUCUUCCCGACAAGGGCAGAUCACCAGUGCAUGACAUCACUGGAACGUGGCAGUUGCUCUGGGGUCCCCCUGGAGAGGCUGCAGGGACCAGUCAGGAGGGUCUGAGCCGGUCUCUCUGCUGCUGAAGCACCCCCCCUUCUCCUUUUUUAUGAUGAUGUCCUGGUGGGGUGUGUGUGUAUGUGUGCACGUGCGUGCAUGUGUGGGACAGGCCUGGGUCUCCAUCUGUCCUCUUGCCUGGACAAGCGUGUGGCCUGCAGACUUUCAGUGCCAAGAACCAUACCCUGGUUCUCCACACGUCCAUAAUUUUCUGUCUGUGCUCAUGUCCCUGAAACCCUUGGAGCUGUUCUCGUUGUCCUGGUCACAAAGGGCAGGGGAGAAGCGAGUGUGCUGAUUAAGGGGGAAGGCUCCGUCAAAAAGGGGUUCACGGAAUUGGUCGCGUUUAGAUUCUGGUACCAGUUAGCGGAGCCCUCCCUGGGAAACUAACCCAUCUCGUGGAUUAAGCACACCUCCUCACCAACCCUACCCCCCGCCCCACCCCAGACGGGAUCACCUGAUUUGGCCCUCCCUGGACCAUCGCACCCACAAGACGGGGAGGUAAUGUCCCAGGGAGUAUGCGGGAAAUAAGAAUCUUCCCAUCUUGACCCCCCGGUGACUUUGGGCAAGUUACUUGUCCACGGUUCCCCCUUGUAAUGUUAUGAAGCAAAAAAAGGAUGCAUAGAUCAGCCUUUAAAGUGGUAGAGACUGGAAACAGUAUCAAGGAAGAAUAUCGCUAUUUUUUGUAUUGCCCCAAAUGGGGCUGGCCCUUCCACCCUAGGAAGGAAAUAACAGAAGGCCGGUAAAUUGGGUAGGUUGGAGAGGAAAGCCAUAAUGAGGUGCCCUCAUGCUCCUGGCCUUCUAAAAGUGAUCCCCCAAGUUUCCAGCCUGAUAAAAUAAUUUUGACAAAUGAACCUUGACUCCUAUCAAAAAUGGGCAGUGCAGUCUUCAGUGGGAAUCAGGGUCAGUACACUCCCCCCCCCACCCCGCUUCCCCCCCACAGCAGGCAACCUACUGUGCCCACCCAGUCAGGAUGAAUGGGCUGGGAGGGCCCCCCCUCUCCCCAGAAGUGCUCAAAAUCAGGGGCAGGCCCGGAGAGAGCCAAGAAAUUGCUAGAGGGGCCUGCCCUGGGCCCCCCCACCCAGGUUGGAGGGGAAGCCUUCUGCAAGUGGGUUCUUCUGUUUUGUUGUGUUAUGCUUUGUCAUCCAGAGAGACAGCAUCACCUUUCUGUACGGCACAAUGGGUAUUUCUUGAUGCUCCGUUUGGGGGGCUGCCAAAGAGAAAGUACCCUGGCCCUCUCUGGAAGGGCCUUAGUUCACGGGCUGCCAAAGAGGUGUCCCCAGGAAGGGGAUUCUUAAAGGCAAAAGGCAAACUGGACCUCACUUUUCUCCACCCUCCACGGCAGCCCCCCUCCCUCUGGGGUCCCAUCUCCCCUGAGUGCAGAGCUGGGCUGCCUCCAGUUACCACCUCCCCACCUUCCUUUAAUCCUGUGUCCUUUGGCUGGGGCUUCCACGGCAAGGAGACCAAGCACAAGCCCUUGGCGGGCUACCCCCUUCCCCACCCCCCACCCCCCCCCCCAGCCCCCCAUCCCCACCCUGUCCAACCUGGAGCUCCAGAGGCCCAUUGUAUACACAGUUCUGGCUCCUAGCAGCUUUCCCCCCAGGGGCUUUCUUUCAACCCUUUGAGCCCUUUGGAGAUACUUGCUAAGACAUCCCUGCUCCCCAGACCCUGAAUUAUACUGUCCGACCUCAUCCAAGGAGGAACUCAUCGGCGCUUUCCUCUCCAGACCAAGCUCUGCGUGUGAGUGCUUUUCCACCCCCGAAUACGUGCUUGUGUGCACUUCCUGUGUGCUGGGCACCUCCUUCAUGCACCCCUGCCCCUCCAGUAGCAGGCUUGCUGAUGUAUCAGGGAGUCCAAAGCAGUGAUUAUAGACUCGGGAUGCAUCUUUCUUCCCAAGAAGGAUUUUUGUUUUUAAAGGAAACACCUUUCAACACCCAACGCAAGCUGCUGCAGGACUCCCCGCUCGAAGACCGGAGACUGGUCCAAUGUAUUUCUCUCAUUUGCCAGAACCCCUCUUACGAAAAGCCUCCCUGUAAGGAGCCUGUCAAGAGGCAGAGUGUGGAGUCCUGGUUUAGGGUUUAGCGCUGAUCCAGGGUGGGUAAAUGCUGCCCUCUUGUGGUGGUUUUAAUUUCAGUCCCAGUAGCCAAAUCUAGGCGCAAAAUUUGGCUCCACGAUAAGUGAGCAGGAAAAUAGGAUUGAUUGGGCAUUUGGGGGUUACCUAGAUUACAGACCUUUCUGUCCCUCUCCCCCUUGAACUGGCCUGCAGUGACUCCAACUCAAUUUAACAAAAGUGAGUUUGGCCAGGAGGAAGGACACAUCCCCCUCUACAGGAGAGCUGACAUGGUCAUGCCCCCCGUUCGUCACUGUGAAUCCAAAGCCAGCACCUUGUGUUAGGAAAGGAGCAGAGGUAAUUUAACUCCCUGAGCGGAGGAGUAUUUUCCCGCUUGGUUUCUACGGAGUGAGACAGCCAGGUAUCCUUCCGUUCAGGGAAAUGCUUCAGACCCACCAAAAUGGAGUCUUUGGAAGCAGCCCUGAGUCCAGACGCUAACUCUGACCUUUCCGAGUCUACAUGUCCACUUACAUAGCAAAGGGGGCUAAAUGAGAUAAUGCCCAUAAAAUAGCCAGUUAUACUCCCUGCCCCAUUGAAGCUUUCAAAUUUUCCUUUUCCACUUCACCAAUACCUGUAUGCGGAAGGCACAGUGGAGAGUACGAAGCAAAGAACAGUUUCUGUUUGUAGACAGUGAGAUCUCGUAUGUAGACACACAAUUAGAAUCGACAUAAAUGUCUGAGGUUUGAGAAAUGGGUGGAUUCCACCUGCAGGUCUGAGGAGAUAAGAUUUCCAGGAAGUAGGAAGAGAGGGAGGAAAGGCACAGGCAGGAGUAUGUUGCAGUAAAUGGGGGCUGGCUUCAGGCACAGUUUUGGAAGGCUUGAAGGUGAUGAGCCAGAUGCUGGGAAGGUGAGCAGGGACCCGCUCUUUGGGACAGGUGAGCGCAUGUCAAGGAAUUUAGAUUAUUUGGCAGGCAGCAGGGUAUCCCUAGGAACGUUUUUCACAUGGGAAAAAUAAGGUCAUUGGAGUUGUGCUUAGAAAAGAAUCUUCUGGCUGUAGCACAGAGUAUGGACAGCUGGUCUGUUGAACCGGCCGUAGAAUGUUGCAAUAACCAAGGCUGGAAUGAGGGAAGAGUCAGGUGUAAUGAUAAAGCCACUCCAGGGGUUAAAUCAGUAGGACCUGGAGACUUAUCUGUUGGGGAGAAGAACAGAUGAGAAAGUUAAGAGUCUUACCUUUAGGCUGAGAAAGGAGUCUCAUGAGAAAAAAAAACAGCCUCGAGGGAAAGAUGAGUUUGCAGUUGCUGACAUGAUAGCCAGCUUCUCCCCCAGCCAGCAGGGUGCAUCCUUCCAAGGUCCAGCCAGGCCUAGAUGCAAGGAAAGAAAACCGACCCCGGGCCAAUUAGACAUUGGCCUUAGAACAUAGGAUUUUCUUGCCAAGCACAUUCUCAGCAGCCACCUGCUUUGGACUUCCAAAAGGAGGUCAGGUUUUGCCCUAAGUCCAAAACAAGUGAGAUUUUUCUGACCCAGAUGGCAGGCAAACCAACAGUCCCUCUGCCAGGAUGUGCAAGCCAGAUGUCUGGGCCCAUUCACCCCUCAUGCGCUGGCCAUUCAUGCCAUCGGGAAAACUAUGGGGUUAAGAUUUUGUGUGAAGCCAACCGUUAACUUGUAUAUUUGCAUCUCCACUGCCCUGACUUCCAGCAUGUCACCAUGCCCACCUUACCCCCAAAGCCUUCUGUCUGAAUUGGCAAGUUAAUCUGAGACUUCCUGCAGGUGACAAGGAGAAAAAAAUAUUCAUCUGGGCAUCCUAUAUGACUUGUCCAUACUCCUUGACGUCUCCCAACCCUUGUCAAGUUUCCUGCAUCUAAAUGUCCUGUUUGACUCAAGAAUUAAAAGCCAGGGGCUGGGAUGGGGGAAGAUGGAUCUGAGAGUCACUGCCCCCACCCCCCACCCCCCCGAACUCAACACAGAUGGUCACCAUGAACCUGAAUCUGACCUUUUGGGGCUGACACCAGCCUGGUCUCUCCUCUUUCUGUCAUAUGCACCCUGUCCUCGAUCCACCGCCGGUCCCCACCUGGUGGCAAAAGCCGCCUCUCCCCAAACACUGAUGAGUCUCAGACCUGCAUGAGGACCUAGGUAAACUCUCACCCCUGGAACAUGGGUCUUGAGUCUAUUCUCUGUUACUACUUGUCAGAGCCACGUGCAAUCAUGCAAGGGAGGAGGUCUGGGGUAAAUACACCUUUGUUUAUGAUUCUGUUCUGUCCUGGAAGACCUGAACAGUUCUAAACAAGCAAGUUGUGUCCGUCCGGUCAGGACAGAGACCGUUCUUAACGAGGUGGCCCUGGCAGGCAAGAGCAAACCUGCCUUGAGAUGCAGCUUUCCAUAGUCUUCUAGAAAAUGACUCCAGGACAUCCAAGUGCCCAGACUUGACACUGGUCCAGACAUCGUAGGCAGGUGGCCUCCGCCCACCAGAAGCAGUAGCCGUCCCUCCCCACCCCACCCCCACCAAA
Mirounga angustirostris (Northern elephant seal) is the source of this 9895-nucleotide messenger RNA. RefSeq names its product nitric oxide synthase 1 (gene NOS1). Gene Ontology annotation, biological process: nitric oxide biosynthetic process. Lineage: Eukaryota; Metazoa; Chordata; Mammalia; Carnivora; Phocidae. Gene Ontology annotation, molecular function: calmodulin binding; NADP binding; nitric-oxide synthase activity. Bases 566 to 4969 code for a protein of 1467 amino acids. The transcript is spliced from 30 exons. The record is from RefSeq and is a predicted model, not a curated record.